Molecule: messenger RNA, 630 nt
Organism: Parnassius apollo (apollo)
Lineage: Eukaryota; Metazoa; Arthropoda; Insecta; Lepidoptera; Papilionidae
Source: the annotation of a GenBank genome assembly
UUGAAGACUGAAAAACAAAAACCAAAGAUUGUAUCUUGUGUAACUAUACCGUCCACAAAACGUACGUCAAAUAUUAUUUACCAAAGCGAUUAUGAUAAAGAAAAUAUUGAAGCUAGACAAACAAUAGCAAAACAAAAUGAUUUUUCUUUUUACACAGAAAAGUCUAGAAACAUUUCAACAAAAGCGGAAAAAAUUAAAAAAACAAAAACAUCCAAUGUUAAGCUGCGACCAAAGGAAAAAAUUAGAAAAGACUUUAAAGUUUCCAAAGAAAAAAAUAUGAAAGGCUUAAAGAAGAAGUUGAAACGAAGAGACAGUAAAUCAAGCAACAGUGAUAUCGAUAUGAGUAUUCACAGUGAUUCAGAUAUAUGCGGGAUUGUUUCCGAUCAAGAUGAGCCAGGUUCUCCUGUAGAUGCUUAUGAUUCUAAUUUAUCUAUAGGCAGUGAGAACAUAGUAGCGACUAUCACAAAAACAGGUCCUAAUUUAUGUUUGAAUGAACCACUGGUUCCUGUAACAGUAGAUCAUUUUUCAGAACCAGGACCCUCGACUAGUUCAACGCGCGAAGAAGUUUCUGUAGAGUAUAAAAUAGGCGAAUAUGUUUUGGUUAGAUAUUUUUUUACAAAAAAAAGUUAA